GCCUGGAUGAAGAAUAUGGCCUCUGCUUCAGAUGCUGUCCGUGAGGCCUUUGUGACACUGACCACGAACGAUUCCUAUGCCAAAGGAGCCCUGGUCCUGGGCUUGUCUCUGAAACAGCACAGGACCUCCAGGAGGCUGGUCGUGCUCAUCACCCCGCAGGUCUCGGACUCCAUGAGGAAAACUUUAGAGACCGUCUUUGAUGAAGUCAUCGUGGUGGAUGUCCUGGACAGCGGUGAUUCUGCGCAUCUCACCUUAAUGAAGAGGCCUGAGUUGGGUGUCACGUUGACUAAACUCCACUGCUGGACACUCACACAGUACUCCAAAUGUGUAUUCAUGGAUGCAGAUACUCUGGUCCUAGCCAAUAUUGACGAUCUUUUUGAGAGAGAAGAAUUGUCGGCGGCACCAGACCCGGGGUGGCCUGACUGCUUCAAUUCUGGAGUCUUUGUUUAUCAGCCUUCAGUCGAAACAUACAAUCAGCUGCUGCGUCUUGCUUCCGAGCAAGGUAGCUUUGAUGGUGGGGACCAGGGUUUACUGAAUACGUUUUUUAGCAGCUGGGCAACAACAGAUAUCAGAAAACACCUGCCAUUUAUUUAUAACCUCAGCAGCAUUUCUAUAUACUCCUACCUCCCAGCAUUUAAAGCGUUUGGUGCAAAAGCCAAAGUUGUGCAUUUCCUAGGACGAACCAAACCAUGGAAUUAUACUUACGAUCCUCAAACAAAAAGUAUUCAGAGUGAGUCCCAUGAUCCCAAUAUGACUCACCCAGAGUUUCUCAGCCUGUGGUGGAACAUCUUCACUACCAGCGUGUUACCUGUGCUUCAGCACUAUGGCCUUGUCAAAGACACCCGCUCGCAUGUACAUGUGGAAAAUGUCUCAGGAGCCGUAUCACAGCUGUCCCUUGGGGAGACCCCAGCCCCGGCACAGCCUUUUGUAUCCUCGGAAGAACGGAAGGAGCGGUGGGAACAGGGCCAGGCUGACUACCUGGGAGCAGAUUCCUUUGACAACAUCAGGAGGAAGCUUGACACUUACCUCCAGUAGAAACACUGCGGUUUCCGGUUUCAGGUGGACACACCCACUUCACAGGCACUUGUUUCUGAUACUUAGUCCCUAGAGCUGGGUUAAGAAAGAUCUGUUACAGUUGCUAGAGGCUUUCACUAAAAUUCAUCAGAUGUGGGGUUUUUUGCAAGACGACUGGUGAGAACUGGGCAAAAGUUGUUUAAGUAGCAAUUCUGUCACACGAACAAGAGUUCUGCUUUUUAACCCUGAGCUUGUAUUUCCGAAAUUCUCAAUUAAGCUGAUUGCCAAUGUAUAUGGUAAGGGAAACUCAAUCUUAAGUUGUUACGAUAGCUGUAUCAACUCUUAAAAUGUGCCAAGCCAGGCUGCAAAUCAGUCUCCUUUCAGAAUGGGACACGCACGGUACAUGUCUCUUGCUUGCUUGCUGUACCCCUCACUAGACCUGCAUUUUAGAGUCGCCCAGAGGCUGCCAGAGUGAUUAUAAUUCUGCUUUCAGAUAAAGACAGCCUGUAAUAGCACUGCUGAGUGAUUCAUAAGCGUAUCAACAAACGGUGUUCACCCAUUUCCUAGCCUUAGUGUCUGAAGAUGCUCACGUUUUCUGUGUACAGUGAGGCGGCAUGCUGGAAUGCUCUGUUCCGUUCUGUAUAUCUGAAAACAGCAGUGUGAUGCCUCCCUGCAGUGGCACCCUGUAUGAAAAAUAAAGACUUACUGCCAUA
Molecule: messenger RNA, 1727 nt
Organism: Dama dama (fallow deer)
Lineage: Eukaryota; Metazoa; Chordata; Mammalia; Artiodactyla; Cervidae
Gene: GYG1
Product: glycogenin 1
Exons: 7
Coding region: 7-1035 (342 amino acids)
Cellular component (GO): cytoplasm
Molecular function (GO): glycosyltransferase activity
Source: RefSeq, a predicted model, not a curated record